GCCGCGCGGCCAGAGCGACCCGGAAGUCAAGGGCAGAGAAGGAGGCAGUGCUUCCGGGUCGGAGUGAGGUGACCCCGCUGCGGCGGCGAAGCAGCCAUGGGCGCCCACCUGGGCCGACGCUACCUGGGGGAUGCCUCGGUGGAGCCCGACCCGCUGCACAUGCCCAGCUUCCCGCCCGACUACGGCUUCCCCGAGCGGAAGGAGCGCGUGAUGGUGGCCACGCAGCAGGAGAUGAGUGACGCGCAGCUGACGCUGCAGCAGCGGGACUACUGCGCGCACCACCUCAUCCGCCUGCUCAAGUGCAAGCGUGACAGCUUCCCGAACUUCCUGGCCUGCAGGCACGAGCAGCACGCCUGGGACCACUGCGAGCACCUGGACUACGUGCAGCGCAUGAAGGAGUAUGAGCGGGAGCGGCGGCUGCUGCUGCGGAAGAAGCGGCGGGAGCAGCGGGAGGCGCGGGCGGCCCAGCGCGCGGGCGAGGUAGCCCUGUAGCAUCCACUGCAGGCUCCAAUAAAGUCAGAAAAGUA
Cavia porcellus (domestic guinea pig) is the source of this 527-nucleotide messenger RNA. It is a transcript of the gene Ndufb7, whose product is annotated as NADH:ubiquinone oxidoreductase subunit B7. Bases 97 to 492 code for a protein of 131 amino acids. Gene Ontology annotation, cellular component: mitochondrion. The transcript has 3 exons. Lineage: Eukaryota; Metazoa; Chordata; Mammalia; Rodentia; Caviidae. The record is from RefSeq and is a predicted model, not a curated record.